AUGUCGGAUUUUGCACGCUCUCGGGGGAACACACGAAAGUCUCCAGAUGAGAGAUCAUCAGACUGGGAACUGGGAGAGAGCAACUUCGGCGCGUCCAACAACCACCGAUCAACUAUGGAGGCAUCAGCAAUUCAUCUUCAGCCUUACUUACUUCAGCCCCGCAUUAUGUCGGGGCGCAUGUCACUGUACAGCAGCAGGGUGCGACCUGUCCUGACUCACGCCUCUCUCCAAACACGUGUGUAUAACUUUUUGGAAAGGCCAUCCGGCUGGAAGUGCUUCGUUUAUCACUUCACCGUGUUCCUUCUGAUUAUUGCUUGCCUGAUUCUCAGCAUUCUGUCAACCAUCCCCAAGUCACAGGACUCUGUUUUCCCCGCUCUCUUUUGGGUGGAAAUUUUUGUUGUGGUUUUCUUAGGGUUGGAAUAUAUUGUCCGGCUUUGGUCAGCAGGUUGUCGCAGUAUAUAUGUUGGCUUCUGUGGACGACUACGAUUCGCAAGGAAGCCAAUAAUCAUCAUAGAUCUGAUUGUUGUCGUUUCCUCAAUAUUCGUGCUAGCAGUUGGUUCCAAUGGGCAGGUGUUUGCAACCUCUGCUGUGAGGGCGAUCCGUUUCCUGCAAAUACUGCGUAUGUUGCACGUAGACCGCCAGGGAGGUACAUGGCGUAUCCUGGGGUCUGUUGUCUAUGCCCAUCACCAGGAGCUGAUCACAACACUCUACAUUGGCUUUCUGUGCCUGAUUUUCGCCUCGUACUUUGUCUACCUGGCAGAAAAAGAAGUUAACGCGUUUGAUACAUACGCUGAUGCUCUGUGGUGGGGAGUGGUAACAGUGACGACCGUUGGCUAUGGAGACCUCGUUCCUCAGACGUGGAUUGGGAAAAUGAUUGCAUCGUGUUUCUCGGUCUUUGCCAUAUCCUUCUUUGCACUUCCUGCAGGAAUUUUAGGCUCCGGCUUUGCGCUGCAGGUGCAGCAGAAGCAAAGACGGAAACAUUUCAACAGACAAAUCCCCGCUGCUGCUAGUGUGAUCCAGACAUCAUGGAGAUGUUUUGCAUUGGAAAAUUCAGAUUCAGCCACAUAUAAGAUGUUUUUCAGAAAGAGAUCACAAACCCUCAACUCACUGUCGACCACAACAGCUACGAAACUGGAAAAGAAAGACUCUUCCCCAAAUUUUCUCACAAUUCCGAGCAGUCAGAAGAACAACGUUUUGAGCUCUGAUGUAUGCAAAACAGUGGACACAGAGAAAAAUCUUGGCUUUUUGGAUGUUGAUCCAUCCACUGGCCUCAAGACAAAAUGCAGUUCAGCAGACAACCUGGAUCAGGAGAUGGAGCGAGACUGUGCACUGACUGCGGCUACUUCCACAUCUCAACUAACCAAGUCCCAUAGACAAGCUAUCCGUGUGAUCCAGAAAAUGCGCUAUUUUGUGGCGAAGAGCAAGUUCCAGCAAGCUCGUAAACCAUAUGAAGUUCGAGAUGUGAUUGAGCAAUACACCCAUGGUCAUCUCAAUCUAAUGGUGCGGAUCAAGGAAAUACAGAGAAGACUGGACCAGUCUUUAGGGAAGACCACCUCUUUCCAGACUGGAGCAGAUCGAACCAAAGAGAAGGGAAACAACUCCAUUGGAGCCCGACUCAGCAGGAUGGAGGACAAGAUCACACACAUGGAUCAAAUGCUGAACCACAUUGCAAACUCUCUCAAUAUUCUGCCGGACCGGAGAGAUGUCAAUGGGGGCGAGCGGGAGGGUGGACCGCAGUCUGGCCCCAGCAGCAAUAUCAACCCUAGCCACGAUGGUCUACCAAGCUAUGAGCACCUGUCAUCAAAAUUGCAAGACAGCGACUGAUCUAUUGAUCAAUGUUCUGUAAAUCAAAUAUCAAAUAUUAUCUCAUAUUCAGAACCACAGAUCUAUGUUUUGUAACUCAUGGGUCAAAUAUUACUUUGGAUUUUGUUGUGUACGUAAUACACAAUACGUACUACGUAUACUAACGUAUUCUCCGGACGAUACGGCGCAGUUUUUUUUUCUUUUCAUAGUUUGGCCGGGGGUACGACUUAUACUCAGGAGCGACUUAUGUGUGAAAUUGUCAACACAUUAUAUCAUUUCACAUGUUACUUUUACACUAAACCGCAAGUGGACGCUCUAGGCCUGUGGUAUAAUUGGAACUGCAACUGACGAUGAGUCUAAAGUCAGCCACAACCCUUGUCACAAGCUAAACUAAAUGACUCCAAAAGUAUGAUUUCCCAGGCAAUUUAGUGUUUUCCAUGAACACUGACAUAAUUGCACAAGGGUUUUCAAAGGGUUUUUAAUCAUCCAUUAGCGUUCUAACACGAUUAGGAAAUACAAUGGAACAUUAGAAAACUGGAGGGAUGGUUGCUAGAAAUGGGCCUUUAUACACCCAUGUAGAUAUUGCAUUAAAAACCAGACAUUUGCCGCUAGAACAGGGGUGGGCAAACUUUUUGACUCGCGGGCCGAACUGGGUUCUAAAUUUGGACCGGAGGGCCGGACCAGGAGCAGAUGGACGUAGGCGUUGUGUGAAGUCAUAUAAGCGACCUGUAAAGGUCAUUGCAUAAAAGAUCUUGGCUUUUAGUAGGUAGUAAAGCAUGGAUAUUCCAAACAAUUUGUUUGAAAACAAAUGCAUUUAUUAACAGCAUUAAAAAAAAAAUAAUUCACUAAAAAACUGCUAUCAGUGAUUCUCAUAAAAUACGACACUGUUAUUAUGAAUAACAAUGUCCAUCACUUCAGUGCCUGCAGGUCAGAUUAAUGAAAGAUAUUUAUCUUAUGAGAUCACAUCAAACGGCAAACAUUCUGACCAAAUAUAUCAUCUUGAAGAAUCGGUGAAAGCAUACAUCCAAAUAAAGUAAUCAAAACAGCAACACGGUGAGGGGUAUCUGAAAAUCAGAGCAGAGUUUUAACUCGCAAACACCUGGUAACAGAGGUGAGGAAACGGGAAACACCUCCUUAAAGUAAGCCUUAAGAACUUUACAGGUUAAGAUUAGUCGCAAAUAGGUGGUGCAUCAAUGUCCUUGAGCAUCCUGCAUUGCUUGAAAAUGAGAAUGGUCGCUAGUUUCAAUCCCUGCUAUGUGUACAAAUCAUAUUCAAAAUGCGUUUUUUUACAAUAAACUUGAGAGCCUCCCGUUCAUUUUCAGUGGGAA
Messenger RNA from Syngnathus typhle (broad-nosed pipefish), 3131 nucleotides. RefSeq names its product potassium voltage-gated channel, KQT-like subfamily, member 1.1 (gene kcnq1.1). The record is from RefSeq and is a predicted model, not a curated record. Gene Ontology annotation, cellular component: voltage-gated potassium channel complex; membrane. Lineage: Eukaryota; Metazoa; Chordata; Actinopteri; Syngnathiformes; Syngnathidae. Bases 1 to 1824 code for a protein of 607 amino acids. Gene Ontology annotation, molecular function: voltage-gated potassium channel activity. Gene Ontology annotation, biological process: transmembrane transport; potassium ion transport. The transcript is spliced from 16 exons.